Messenger RNA from Tarenaya hassleriana, 1187 nucleotides. Its product is annotated as ribosome biogenesis regulatory protein homolog. Gene Ontology annotation, molecular function: protein binding. Bases 88 to 1053 code for a protein of 321 amino acids. The transcript is spliced from 8 exons. Lineage: Eukaryota; Viridiplantae; Streptophyta; Magnoliopsida; Brassicales; Cleomaceae. Gene Ontology annotation, cellular component: nucleus; nucleolus; preribosome, large subunit precursor. Gene Ontology annotation, biological process: ribosome biogenesis; endonucleolytic cleavage in ITS1 to separate SSU-rRNA from 5.8S rRNA and LSU-rRNA from tricistronic rRNA transcript (SSU-rRNA, 5.8S rRNA, LSU-rRNA); ribosomal large subunit biogenesis. The record is from RefSeq and is a predicted model, not a curated record.
ACUACUUUCGAAAUACCAAAACCCUAAACAAAACCUCUCUCGUCCGUUCGCUCACCUCUGGAUCCAGGAACAGAGAGACGCGGAAACAUGGAGACGGAGAACACGCUGUAUCAGAUAGAUGUCGGAAAUCUUACGGCCUUCAAUCCCAACCACCGGAUUCCCUCUGUUCCUUCAAGGGAUGAACUUGCGAAGCAAUGUAUUAAGGAAGGAACAAAGCUCGUUCAGGCAAUAGCUGACAGUAUUUUUAACUUGCCUUCUACCGAAACUGUUGAUGGUCCUCUUGUCCAGUUGCCUCCACCCACAACAAAACUUCCCAGGGAGAAGCAUCUUCCAAAGCCUAAGCCUCUUACAAAGUGGGAAGAAUUUGCUAACAAAAAAGGUAUAAAGAAGCGGAAGAAGGACAAGGUUGUAUGGGAUGAACAAACUAGUCAAUGGAAACGCCGGCAUGGUUACGACCGUGUUAAUGAUGAUAAUGAUAUUCCUAUUAUUGAGGCAAAGCCCACAGAUGAACCAGGAGAAGAUCCUUUCGCCAAGAGACAGGAAGAGAAAAAGAAGAAAGUUGAAAAGCAAGAAAAGAACCGAUUGCAAAACUUGAAGGCGGCUGCAAAAGUAGGUGCUUUGCCAAGUCACGUCCGACUUGCUGCUACGGCAUUGCCCAUAACUGGAACACAGGCUCAAUCCAAGAAAGUCGGAAAAGAAGAACUGGGAAACGUGGCUGGUUUGGCCGCUACCUCGACCGCUAGUGGUGGGAAAUUCGAUAAGAAGUUGCCCGGAGAAAAGGCUCCUAAGAAGCUAGGCAAACAUCACAAGUAUUUGCCGGUGGUGGAGGGAUCUGGGAUGGGCUCGCGGGAGAAGGAGCAGACGGAUAAAGUGCUUAGCAAGAUAAUCUCGAAGAAUUCACACGAGAUUCUCAACGUCAAUAAGGCCAUAAACAUGUAUAACGUGAAGAAGGAGAGAAAGAGACCGACAAAGAGCCAAGACAAGUUGAAACCUAAGAAGAGUGUGUUCAACAAGAAGAAGGGUUCCUCAAAGGCAGGAAACGCUUCCAAGUGAUUUAGGUCUUUUGCUUUCAUUUGCUUGCAUUUGUUAACUCUUUAACUCCAUUACUCGUAACUCUAUAUAAAUUUUUUCUACUUUUGGUGAUGAUGAUGAUGGUGAUGAUGAUGAUGGUAAUGGUGAUGACUGAA